Rodentolepis nana is the source of this 492-nucleotide messenger RNA. NCBI's taxonomy places the organism in Eukaryota, Metazoa, Platyhelminthes, Cestoda, Cyclophyllidea, Hymenolepididae. The record is from the annotation of a GenBank genome assembly.
AUGGGCAACCUUCGAUCCGUUAUGCAAGAUUGGGCUUCCACCCAUGAAAAGAUCUGUAAAAUCAUAUCCAUUGUAGCUCUGGUAGUGAGCAUAAUUCUCAUUAUUGCUGGGGCUGUAUUGGCUGCGCAGAACAAUGGCAGAUGGGACAACAGGUUUGAAGAUUUUGAUGACUAUGUGGAAAGGCAAGGUCGAUUCUCAGGCGGAAUAGCGAUGAUACUUCUUGGUAUCUUCCUUUUCAUCAGCUCCAUCAUAGCAUUCUGCUUCUCAUUCCAACUGAAGUAUUUCCAGAGGAUUGUGCAACCAAGCAGCAAUCAAGCUAAUCAUCAAACGUAUUCUCAGUCACACUCUCAACAACAACAACAGAUGCCAUCUAUACCGUCCAAUACGCAGGCACCUUAUCCCACAAAUGGUAGUUACCAAGAGCCUCCUCCGAUGUACUAUCCUCCCACUGCUCCCAAUGCAAGUUUCCCUCCACCACCAUAUAAGGAGUAA